AUGACCAAGCCCAAACUUAAACCCAAGCUCCCCACCAAGCCCCGUUCCUCCACGAACAAGCCCCCUCCUCCAGUCAAAGGCCCCAAGACCCGCACCAUCUCCAAGUCCCUCGUACUCCAGAUGCUCCUCGUAAAGCUGGCAGACUCGAAGACGUGUGACUGGCAUGCGCUCUCUCUGCGCCUCGCACCACCCAAGUCAAAGCGAGGGAAGGUGAAGGCGGGCAUCUCGGGAAGCGACCUCCAUGAGCUGUACCAUAACUUCAUCCUGCCUGGCCUGAAGGCUGGUCGCCCUCUCUGGAGGGAGGGAGAGGGUAGAGAUGUCGAGGUUGAGGAAGGCGAGGAAGGUGAGGGCGAGUUUGAGGAGGAGGAAGGUGCUCCCACGUCCCCAGUUGCGUGCCAACGAGGCGCCGCUAGACUGACCACGGUCGAUGAGGGAGGGAAGAGGGAGGAGGAGGAUGAUGAAGACGAAGAAGGUGACGACGGGGCCGACAUCGAUGACGAAGAAGCCGAGAUGAAGGCCGCAUUAACCCCCACCAAGCUCAACUCCAAGGCGGUCACAAGCAACUCACCUGAUCUCAAGGCCGUCGACACCGAUGCAGAGCCCCAAGAAGACCGCGAUGUCGAAUUCGAAACGUCAUCGCGGAACAAGAGCGAGCGCAGGUCGCCCGAGGUUGAGACGGAGCCCGAGGAAGGCGUAGAUAGCGAGCACGAGGCGGAGCCGGUCCGCCGGUCGUCGUCGUUCGCUCGCGCUCCUAGCCUCACGCUACCCGCGCGUCCGCAACACACGGGGAAGGAAGACGAGCUCGUCGCGACGGAGAAGAUGGAGUCUUCCUCAAGCUCUAUUCCCACCAGCCUACGCCUCAAUCUGGAGGACAACGACAACGAAUUCAAGAACGAAGACGGCGACGAGACCAAAGCGAGCGGCGAUGAGUCGGAAUGCGAGCCGGAGACACGUACGAUGCGUUCACCGCACUCCAGCUCGACGCGCGACACACCCUCGGCCCGGUUCGUGAAGUCGCCACGCAAGAGCGCCAACUGCCAACCCCCAUCCAAGCCGCAGGGCAGCGACGACACGCGCGAGACGCGACGGACGGGUCACUGGCCCAAGCGCAAGUAUACCCGCACCAGAUUUCCGACUGUCAUCGACGCCGAGUCGCAGGCGAAGAGUUGCAAGAUAUUUCCACCGCCGACGCUCAAGAAUGCUCGGAAGCAGCCAUCUGCCUCGUCUCCGGUUGACCCGUGUCCUUCUGCCAGCGACCCGAAUCACGAGGACGACCCCUUCGACGACACCGGCAGCGCACAGUACGUCGGCGAACGCGAGCCACCGCGCAAGCGAGCCAAGGUUGAACCCUUCGACUUUGACGAUGAGCCGAGCUCGUCCGCAACCUCACCCAAGACCACGUCAACUCCCAAGGCCCCAAAGGCCCCCCUUAAGUCGUCUGUGAAGAGGACCCCCAAGACUGCACCACUGGCAAAAACCGCCCAUGUCCCCAAGUCCACGCCCAGGACCCCAACCCCGGUCGCCAAGCCCCUCGCCAAACCUGCGCCGAAGCAGCGCCGCAAGAUGCAGACGAAGAACGAGUCGCCGGCCGAGGCUCCAGCCCCCAAGCGCUCGUACUGGGCCCAGUAG
This is a messenger RNA of Cutaneotrichosporon cavernicola, 1629 nucleotides long. RefSeq lists its product as uncharacterized. Bases 1 to 1629 code for a protein of 542 amino acids. Lineage: Eukaryota; Fungi; Basidiomycota; Tremellomycetes; Trichosporonales; Trichosporonaceae. The transcript is spliced from 2 exons. The record is from RefSeq and is a predicted model, not a curated record.